GACACAGAGAUGUUGGCGACUAUGGCGGCUGGGGGAGUUGCUGAGCGCCGCCCGGCACUGGGCUCCCUUUCCCUUCACUCAGCAGUUUCUGCCUCCUUGGGUGCUUGGCUUGUCUGCGGAGCUAGGGUCGUUGUGUGGAUCGUGGAACUGCAGCCCCAGCAAAGGGGCCACCACGUCUGUUCGGUUCCGUCACUCACGGUUCCGACAUUCACCGUUCCGAUUCUCAGACCCAGGUCCUUACCGGUCCUGCGGUCUGUUAAGUAGCUCCCUGUCCCUUCUGGAAGCUUGGCCAGGGAAGAUCAUUCCAUCUUUGAGUUCCAGAGCUGAGAUCUCACUAUGUUGCUCAGGCUGGUCUUGAACUCCUGGCUCAAGCGAUCCUCCCACCUCAGCCUCCCAAAGUGCUGGGAUUACAGAUGUAAGCCACCUCAUUGGGAUACCUCAGGGCAGCUUGGGUGGCCACAGUAGUACAAGAGAGGCUGCAGGGGCCCAGAUUCAGGGUAGAUGGAGUCUCACUCUUGUCGCCCAGGCUGGAGUGCAAUGGCACGAUCUCAGCUCACUGCAACCCCUGCCUCCUGGGUUCCAUCGAUUAUCCUGCCUCAGCCUCCCAGGUAGCUGAGAUUACAGGCAUGCGCCACCACCCCUGGCUAAUUUUUGUAUUUUUAGUAGAGAUGGGGUUUCACUAUGUUGGCCAGGCUGGUCUAGAACUCCUGAGCUCAGGUGAUCUGCCCGCCUCAGCCUCCCAAAGUGCUAUGAUUACAGAUGUGAGCCACUGUGCCGGCAGGUCCAGUCAUUUUUUAAAGGAAUGAGUGGUGGCUCCCACCCCCACCCUCUGUGUGGGAGGAGCUGUCCCUGCCAGCUCACAGCUUGGGUUCCCAGUGGUGGAGGGAGGUUUGUCUCUCUGGCCCAGUAAAGGAAGCAAGACAAACCAGGGGAAAGAUAAUAUUGCUGUCCCUCAUUUUAUAAAAGAAUAAGGACACAGGCAAAGACAGCUUCAGCUUCGUGCAAUCAAAAGCUCUUGCUGAGGGCACUAGGAAGAUGGAAAUGAAGUAAAUGUUUUCUGCCCUGGAGGGACUCACAGCCUCUGAGGGACAAGCAUCAAGGAACACUUCCUUGCAGUUCAGUGAGUACAACGGGGCCAUUCCCGACACAGUCAAGCAGAGAGGAAGGAUGGGGACCCUGCCUGUGGCCAGGAAAGUGUGGUUGCCAAUGCCAGAAUCGCAGAGUGAAAAGAUUUCAGCCUUCUAGAUCAGACUGUAGUGAGUUCGUAUAAUUUUAUGUUGCCUCGGCAACUAUCUUGAAUAUAACUUGAGCUUUCUCAUAAUGGAAGCAGUCUGUUAUGGACUGGGGUCUAGUUACCCUUGCCAGUUUUUUUUUGUUUUUUUUUUUUUUUUGAGAUGGAGUCUCGCUCUAUAGCCCAGGCUGGAGAGCAGUGGAGCAAUCUAGGCUCAAUGUAACCUCUUCCUCCCAGGUCCCAGUUCAAGCAAUUCUCCUACCUCAGCCUCCCAAGUAGCUGGGAUUACAGGCACGAGCCACCCAGCUAAUUUUUGUAUUUUUAAAUAGAGAUGAGGUUUCACCAUGUUGGCCAGUCUGAUCUUGAAUUCCCAACCUUGUGAUCCGCCCGCCUUGGCCUCCCAAAGUGCUGGGAUUACAGGCGUGAACCACCAUGCCCAGCCACCCUUGCCAGUUUCAAGCACUCCAGCUCCUCCCCGUGCCUCAUGGUGAUCCAUCCAAUAGCUAUCUAUCUCUCUCCCUUCUAUAACUACCUCCUGGUAACCACCUGCCUACGGGACAGAUGCAACCUGUUUGCCUCCCCCCACUGACCACCCCCUGCCUCUGCACAGAUGCUGCAUGUGUGCCACAGUGCCCACCUCUCCGUCCCAGGGUGUCUCCUGGAACUCAUGUCUGCUUUUAUUUAUAUAUUUUUUUAUUUAGAGAUGGAGUCUCACUAUGUUGCCCAGGCUAGUCUGGAACUCGUGGGCUCAAGUGAUCCUCCCACCUCAGGCUCCCAAAGUGCUGGGAUUACAGGUGUGAGUCACUGCUCCUAGCCCCUGCUUGCUUUAACCCACCAGCCAGAACCUCCUGCAGGGCUGGGCACCGUGGCUCAUGCCUAUAAUCCCACCACUUUGGGAGGCUAGCAGGGAGGAUUGCUUGAGCCCAGGAGUUUCAGCAUUUUGGGAGGCUGAGGUGGGUGGAUUGCUGGAGACUAGGAGUUCCAGACCACCCUGGGAAACAUAGUGAGACCCCAUCUCUACAAAAAGUAAGAAAAUUAGCUGGGCCUGGUGGUACACGCUGAGGUCUCUGCUAUUCGAGGGCUAAGAUGGGAGGAUCGCUGGAGCCUGGGAGUUCGAGGCUGCAGUGAGCUAUGAUCAAACCACUGUGCUCCAGGCUGGGUGACAGAGGGAGACCCUGUCUCAAAAUAAUAACAAUAAUAAUAAUAAUAAAGUAGAACUCUCUGUGGGAAACCUGCCUGGGGAAUGUCCUGGACUCAGUAAAGGCUUUGGCCCUUGGCCGGGCAUGGUGGCUCAUGCCUGUAAUCCCAGCAUUUUGGGAGGCUGAGAGGGGUGGAUCAUCUGAGGUUGAGAAUUCGACCAACAUGGAGAAAUCUCAACAAAGAAAUAAUUAUGGCCAGGGCAGUAGCACAGGACUGGAGAUGCUUGGACAGAGGAGCGAGAUCGGCAGUGCGUACAGAAUGGACACAUCUUCCUUUGCUUAACAAGGAAAGGAUCAGGGCAGCUGGGGCUGCAGACCCUGGAGGCUCACCACCCUGGGGACAAGACAAAGGGGAGGCAGUUGCAUAGAUCCAAGGUAGAAGAUGGAUGGGUAGGGCGUGGCAGACAGACUAGGCUGGCAAAAGUGGUGGACAAAGUCAAUAUCACAGAGGAAACCAAGUAAGGUUGGGGCAGGUGAGGAGUCCGAGACAGACUCCAGGGUGCAGGCUCCAGUGCCAUCAGAUUGGCCAGCAGGUGUGGUGGGAGAAAGGAGAGGCUUGGUGCUUAGGGAACGUGACAGCCAAGGUAGAGCAAGCCUGCAUGGACCAGGUUUCAAGUGGGUCCGUGAAGUGGAGGGCAGGUCCCUUGGUGGUCUUACAGAGAUGACGAGCAAUGCUGGGUCAACGUGGGAGGGGACAAACAGUUGCGUUCCCACUUCAUGAAGUGAUUUAUCUAAACUAGUAUUAUUUGGGUUGGGUGCAGUGGCUCACGCCUGCAGUCCCAGCACUUUGGGAGGCCACGGUGGGUGGAUCACUUGAGGUCAGGAGUUUGAGACCAGUUUGGCCAACACAGUGAAACCUCGCCUCUAUUGAAAAUACAGAAAAAUUGGUCAGGUGUGGUGGCACAUGCUUGUAAUGCCAGCUACUUGGGAGACUGAGGCAGGAGAAUCACUUGAACCCAGGAGGCAGAGGUUGUGGUGAGCCGAGAUUAUGCCACUACACUCCAGCCUGGGCAACAGACUCUGUCUCAGAAAAAAAAAGUCUCAUGGGAUUGACAUGCGAAAUAAGUAAUUCAUUCAGUGGAUGGAGGACUUUGGAGAUGGUUAGAUCUGGGUUCAGAUUCUGCUCUGGCCAGGCACAGUGGCUCCUGCCUGCAAUCCCAGCACUUUGGGAGGCUGAGGUGGGAGGAUCACUUGAGCCUAGGAGGUUGAGGCUGCAGUGACCUGAGAUCCUGCCACUGCACUCUGGCCUGGGUGACAGAGCAAGACCUUGUCCCUAAAAAGUAAAACAAAAAAGUGGUCUAGUGUGGUGGCUCACACCUGUAAUCUCAGUACUUUGGGAGGCUGAGGUGGGAGGAUCACUUGAGCCCAGGAGGACAAGGCUUCAAUGAACUGAGAUCAUGCCACUGCACUCUGGUCUGGGUGGCAGAGCAAGAUCUUGUCCCUAAAAAAUAAAAACAAAACAAACAAACAAAAAGGUCUAGUGCAGUGGCUCAUGUCUGUACUCCCAGCACUUUGGGAGGCUGAGGCAGGAGACUCGCUUGAGCCCAGGAGUUGAGACCAGCCUGGGCAACAUAGGGAGAUCACGUCUCUAAAAAAAUUUUUUUUCUUUUAAUUUACAAAAAGAAAGAAAGCAACAAAUGACCCAGAAUUCUGGUCACAUAGGAGGAGAUGUUUUGGCUUCAGCAGCAUGGGUGGCAUGAGUGUGGCAGGAAGAGAGCCAGACGCAAUCUCCUGGAGGACCUACGGGACCUGUGCCUCCCCCAUGCCUGUUGUUGGUGCUUUUCCUUUCUUUUUUGAGAUGGAAUCUCACCCUGUUGCUCAGGCUGGAGUGCAGUGGCGAUGCAACCUCUGUCUCCUGGGUCCAAGUGAUUCUCCUGCCUCAGCCUCUCAAAUAGCUGAGACUACAGGUGCGUGCCACCAUGCCCAACUAAUUUUUCGUAUUUUCAGUAGAGAACAGGGUUUCACUGUGUUAGCCAGGAUGGUCUUGAUCUCCUGGCCUUGUUUUCCACCCGCCUCAGCCUCUCAAAGUGCUGGGAUUACAGGUAUGAGCCAUGGCACCAGGCCUGUUGGUGCUUUCCUUGCAGGAGGCUGGUGAUCUCCAGGCUUUGCCCAGUGGCCCAGUUUGUGGUGGUGCUUAACAGUGUGGACGAGGGAGGUGUGAAAGCUGUCACUGCUGUAGAAGUGUGAGUUCCGAGGAGAAAGUAAGAAGUGGAUGAACUUAGUAGUUGUAAAUUGGGCCACCCACAGUUCCUCAAAAAGUUAAACAUAGACUUACCAUAUGACCCAGCAUUCUACUCCUGGGUGUAUAACCAAGAUAAACUGAAAAUACAUGUCCACACAAAAAGUACAUGAAUUUUCAUAGCAGCAUUACUCAUAACAGCCAAAGAGUGGAAACAACCCAUAUAUCCAUCAGCUGAUGAAUAAACAAAACGCAAUCCAUCCAUGCCAUGAAGAAGAGCCAUGCAGUAGCAGGGGUGAACCUUGAAGCAUCAGGCCACCUGAACUGAGCCAGGCACAAAGGAUUAUAGGCAUGAUUCCACUCAUGUGAAAUGUCUACAAUAGAUACAUCUACAGACACAACAAGUAGAAGGGUAUUUGCCAGGAGCCGGGAGUAGGAGAUCCUGACAUUGUUGCUGAUUCCUUUUUUUUUUUAGAUAGAGUUUCGCUCUUGUUACCCAGGCUGGAGUGCAAUGGCAUGAUCUCGGCUCACCGCAACCUCCACCUCCUGGGCUCAGGCAAUUCUUCUGCCUCAGCCUCCUGAGUAGCUGAGAUUACAGGCACCAGCCCCCACACCCAGCUAAUUUUUUUGUAUUUUUAGUAGAGAUGGGGUUUCACCAUGUUGGCCAGGCUGGUCUCAAACUUCUGACCUCAGAUGAUCUGCCCACCUGGGCCUCCCAAAGUGCUGGGAUUACAGGUGUGAGCCAGUGCACCAGGCUUUGAUGUUGCUGGUUCUAAGACCACACUCUGGAUAGUGCCCAAGGUUCUACCCAUCAACAAUGACAAACAGAACUUUCUGGAAUAAAUGCAGGCAGGCAAGCAAGCCCCAGAAUUGGGGCUUAGCCCAAGAGGGUUCUCAGCUUUGCCCAGGAAAGAAUUCAGGGGUGAAAUCUUUUAUUUAACUGGAGCUGCUCCUUGCUGAGGAAGGCUAACUCAUAGGCAGGGUGCCCAGAGACAGGCUUGUGGGUUGGUGGCAACUGUAUUUAUAUCCACUUUCAAUCACAUGCAAAUUAAGUGGUAGGUUAAUGCAAAUCAAGGGGCAGUUUAUUCAGAACUUUCUAGGAAAGGGGUGGUAACUUCUGGGUCACUGUAUGGAAAAGGGCAGUAGCCUCUGGGUCAUUGCCAUGGCAUUUGUAAACCGUCAUGGCACGGGUGAGUGUCUUACGAUAAUAAGCAAUGAGGGCAACUAGGGAUGGCUUUUUUGGCCAUCUGUUGGUUCCUGCUGGUUUUUUCACCUUACCCUUCUGUACCCAGAAAUAGCUCCUGCCAGUUUCCUAGUUUCUUUCUUUUUUUUUAAUUUUUGAGACAGAAUCUGGCUCUGUUGGCCAGGCUGGAGUGAAGUGGUGCUAUCUUGGCUCACUGCAACCUCCAUCUCCUGGGUUCAAGCAAUUCUCCUGCCUCAGCCUCCUGAGCAGCUGGGAUUACAGGCGAACACCACCACACCUGGCCAAUUUUUAUAUUUUUAGUAGAGAUGGGGUUUCACCAUGUUGGCCAGGCUGUUCUCGAACUCCUGAUCUCAAGUGAUCCUCCUGCCUUGGCCUCCCAAAGUGCUGGGAUUAUAGAUGUGAGCCACUGCAUCCAGCUUUUUUUUUUUUUUUUUUGAGACAGAGUUUUGCUCUUCUGCCCAGGCUGGAGUGCAGUGGUACAAUCUCAGUUCACUGCGACCUCCACCCCCCAGGUUCAAGUUGUUCUCCUGCCUCAGCCUCUCGAGUAGCUGGGAUUAUAGGUGCCCACCACCAGGCCUGGCUAAUUUUUUUGUGUUUUUAGUACAGAUGGGGUUCAGCCAUGUUGGCCAGGCUGGUCUCAAACUGCCAAUCUCAGGUGAUCCACUUGCCUCAAUCUCCCAAAGUGCUGGGAUCACAGGCAUGAGCCACUGCACCCGGCCUCCUGUGGAAUUUCUCAGUCAACUCCAUGCCUUUGUUCUGCUGCACUCUCCCUCUCUCUCCCCAGUCCAGGCCCUCAUCCGUAUAAGAAUCUGGCAGAGCGGAGCAGGGGGAGCCUAAGGAUGAAAUAUGAGCAGCCCCGACAGGCCACUCUGCAGGGCCACCCUCACCCACCGGAUGAGAACCUUUGAAGUGGAGUGCUCCAAUUACUGAUUUCCAUGCCACAAACCACCCCCAAACUUAAUGACCUCAGAUAGCAAUACUUAUCUUUCUCACAGUUUGCACUGGGAAGGGCUCCAUGGGGAUAACUCAUCCCUACUCUACUUGGCACCAGCUGAGUGGCCUGAAGGUUGGAACUGGAAUCAUCUGAAGAUUGGCUCUUUACAUGUUAUAGUUGAUACUGGCUGUCACUUGGUGUAGCUAGGACUUUAACCAGGACACUUGGAUGUGUGUUGGGCUCCCUCACAACAUGGCGGCUGGGUUCCAAGGGUGAGUACAGGGAGGAAAGGGAAAAGGAUGGGGGAUAGAGAAAAAGAGAAAGAGAGGGGACAUAGAGAAGAACACUUUAUCACUUUUAUAUUUCAACCUAGCCUUGGAAGUCAUGGUGUGACACUUCUGAUGCAUUCCACUUGUGAGGAUUCAGUCACUAAGGCCAGCUCAUAUUCAAAAGGAGGGGAAUUAGACUUGAUCUUUUCUCUUCUUUUUCUUUUGUUUGAGAUGGAGUCUUGCUCUGUCACCAGGCUGGAGUGCAAUAGUGCAAUCUCCACUCACUGCAGCCUUCACCUCCUGGGUUCAAGAGAUUCUCCUGCCUCAGCCUCACGAGUAGCUGGGAGUACAGGUGCCCACCACCAUACCAAGCUAAUUUUUGUAUUUUUAGUAGAGAUGGGGUUUCACCAUGUUGGCCAGGCUGGUCUCAAACUCCUGACCUUGUGAUCCUCCCGCCUGGGCCUCCCAAAGUGCUGGGAUUACAGGUAUGAGCCACUGAACCUGGCCGCCUUAAUCUUUUCAAUAGGAAUAUUGUUAAAAAUUUUGCAAACGUGUUUUAAAACCACCAUAUAGACUCAGGAAACAAGAGUGCCAAGGACAGAAUUCCAAAACUAUUUGGGGUUUUUUUUUUUUUUUUUUUGAAACAGGGUCUUGCUCUGUUGCCCAGGCUGGAGUACACUAGUAUGAUCAUAGCUCCCUGCAGCCUCAAACUCCUGGGCUCAAGUGAUCCUCCCAUCUCAGCCUCCAACGUAGCUGGGACUACAGGUGUGUGCCACUACAUCUGGCUAACUUAAAAAAAUAUUUUGUAGGGUCUUGCUAUGUUAAGGCUGGUCUUUAACCCCUGGGCUCAAGCAAUCCUCCCAUCCUGGCCUCCCAAGUAGCUGGGACUACAGGUACAUGCCACCAUGCCCAGUUAAUAUUUUCUUUUUCUCUCUCUUUCUCUCUCUCUUUUUCUUUCUUUCUUCCUUUCUUUCUCUUCCUUCCUUCAUUCUCUUUCUUUCUCUUCCAUCAUUUAUUUUCUUUCUUUUUCUUCUUCCCUUUCUUUUUCUUUCUUUCUUUUCCUUCCUUCUUUCUUUCUUUUUCCUCCCUUCCUUCCUUCCUUUUAUUCCCUUCUUCCCUCUUUCCUUCCGUCUUUCCUCCUUUCUUUCAACAGGAUCUUGUGUUCAUGCCCAGGUUGGAGUACAGUGGCAUGAUCAUAGCUCACUGUAGCCUCAAACUCCUGAGCCCAAGGGAUUCUCCUGAGUAGCUGGGAUUAUAGGCACAUACCAUCAUACUCAGAACAUUUUUUUUCUUAGACGAACUCUUGCUCUGUCACCCAGGCUGAAGUAUGAUAGCACAAUCCCGGCUCACUGCAACCUCUGCCUCCUGGGUUCAAGUGAUUCUCCUGCCUCAGCCUUCUGAGUAACUGGGAUUGCAGGUGCACUCCACCAUGCCCGGCUAAUUUUUGUAUUUUUGGUAGAGACAGGGUUUCGCCAUGUUGGUCAGGCUGGUCUCAAACUCCUAACCUCGUGAUCCACCUGCCUCAGCCUCCCAAAGUGCUGGGAUUACAGGCUUGAGCCACCACACCCAGCUAAUUUUUUUUGUAUUUUUAGUAGAGACGGGGUUUCACCUUGUUGACCAGGAUGGUCUCGAUCUCUUGACCUAGUGAUCCACCCACCUAGGCCUCCCAAAGUGCUGGGAUUACAGGCAUGAGCCCCCGCGCCCGGCCUAAGACCUUUUUUCUGAGACAGAUUCUCACUCUGUUGCCCAUGCCCAAAUGACGUGAUGUGAUUGCAGCUCACUGCAGCCUCAAACUCCUGGGCUCAAGUGAUCCUCCUGCCUCAGACUCCCAUGUAGCUGGGACUACGUGUGUGUGCCACCACACUUGGACAAUAUUUUUUAUUAUUUUUGUGAAGAUGGGGUCUUGCUAUGUUGCCCAGGCUGGUCUUUGAACUCAUAAGCUCAAAUAAUUCUCCUGCCUCAGCCUCCAAAAGUGUUGGGAUUAUAGGUAUAAGCCACGCCACCCAGCUGAUAAAUGACUUUUUGUCUUUUCUGAUAAAUCCUUUCUCAUGUACAGACAGGUGUCCUUUGGGUUGAGUACUCUGAUCUUUACAGAAUUUACAUUCUGGGCUGGGCACCAUGGCUUGCACCUGUAAUCCCAGCACUUUGGGAGGCCAAGGUGUGUGGAUCACCUGAGGUCAGGGGUUGAAGACCAGCCUGGUCAACAUGGUGAAACCCUGUCUCUGCUAAAAAUUACAAAAAUUAGCUGAACGUGGUGGCACAUCUGGUAGUCCCAGCUACUUGGGUAGCUGAGGCAGGAGAAUCGCUUGAACCUGGGAGGCAAAAGUUGCAGUGAGCCAAGAUCAUACCACUGUAUUCCAGCCUGGACGACAGAACGAGACUCUGUCUCAAAUAAAAGAAAAAAAGAAUUUACAUUCUGUUUGUGAGGGAUAUCUUCUAGUAAAUUUACAUUUGCUUUGGUCUACCUGCCCAGUUUGGGUUAAAAUUUUUGUGAAUACUGUUACCUUGGGUUUUUUGGAUUUCAUUUGACUCUUUCCUCAUUUCUAAGAAUCUCCCAAGAGCAAAAUAAAGAUUCCAACCAGUGGGUGCAGGAUGGCUGACGUAAGCCACUAAGAUGGUUGCUGCUUUCUAAAACACCAGACUAAACUCCUAACAUCCCUUUACAGCAUUUAUAGGGUUGUCUUUGCUCUCAAGACAUUAAUACAAAAUGGAAUGGGGCCGGCGCAGUCUCUCACACCUGUAAUCCCAGCACUUUGGGAGGCUGAGACGGGUAGAUCACAUGAGGACAGAAGUUCAAGACCAGCCUGGCCAACCUGGUGAAAACCCGUCUCUACUAAAAAUACCAAAAAAUUUUUAGCUGGGUGUGUGGCAGGCACCUGUAAUCCCAGCUACUCAGGAGGCAUAGGUGGAAGGAUCCCUUGAACCCAGGAGGUAGAGGUUACAGUGAGCUGAGAUUGCGCCAUUGCAUCCCAGCCUGGGUGGCAGAGUGAGACUCUAUCUCAAAAAAAAGAAAGAGAAAGAGAGAACAGAAGCCGGGCAUGAUGGCUCACACCUGUAAUCCCAGCACUUUGGGAGGUAGAGGUGGGUGAAUCACCUGAGGUCAGGAGUUCAAGGCCAGCCUGGCCAACAUGGUGGAACUCUGUCUCUACUAAAAAUAAAAAAUUAAGGCCAGGCGUGGUGGCUCACACCUGUAAUCCCAGCACUUUGGGAGGCUGAGGCAGACGGAUUAUCUGAGGUCAGGAGUUUGAGACCAGCCUCACUAACAAGGAGAAACCCCGUCUCUACUAAAGACAAAAAAUUCGAGGGACAUGGUGGCGCAUCCCUGUAAUCCCAGGUACUCGGGAGGUUGAGGCAGGAGAAUCGCUUGAACCCGGGAGGUGGAGGUUGCAGUGAGCCAAGAUCAUGCCAUUGCACUCCAGUCUGGGCAACAAGAGUAAAACUCCAUCUCAAAAAAAAAUUAGCCAGGUGUAGUAGCAUGCGCCUGUAGUCCCAGCCUCUUAGGAGGCUGAGGCAGGAAAAUUGCUUGAACCCAGGAGGCAGAGGUUGUGGUAAGCUGAGAUCAUGCCACUACACUCCAGUCUGAGCGACAGAGUGAGACUCCAUCUUCAAAAAAAAGAGAGAGAGAGAGAAAGGAAGAAAAAAAUAACUAGAUAAACAUUUAUAAAAGUUAGGCUCUCUCAGAUCAAGCAGGUGGAAACCUUGAGCCAGGGCAAUGAUGUAAGAUGUCUCGGUCCAGCAUAAAAAUGUUGACUUUUUCUGCGACACAGAGGCCAAAAAGCAAAACCAAAACCAAAAUAAAACAAAACACCUGCUAAAAUUCUUUCUUGCCCACAUUUGCUAAUCAAACCAGACGAGUAAACAAAAGGUAGAUGUGUUACUAGUUCCAGGGUACUCAGAGAUUUUGUUUUUCUUAUACAAUUUGGCCAAUCCUGGCUAAAAUGUAAACAAUGGAAAAUGUAACCCUAGACUCAUUUGAAACUGAGAAAAAAAAAUUUUUUGAAACAAUCUCACUCUCAUGCCUAGGCUGGAGUGCACUGGCAAGAGCACAGCUCAUUGCAGCCUCAACCUCCUGAGUUCAAGCAAUUCUCUUGCCUCAACCUCCCCACUUGAGUUCUGAGUUGGGACUACAGGCAUGUGCCACUAUGCCCAGGUAAUUUUUCUUUUUCUUUCUUUUUUCUUUUUUUUUUUUUUUUUGAGCUGGAGUUUAGCUCUUGUCCUCCAGGCUGGAGUGCAAUGGGGUGACCUCCGCUCACUGCAACCUCCGCCUCCUGGGUUCAAGUGAUUCUCUUGCCUCAGCCUCCUGAGUAGCUGAGAUUACAGGUGCCUGCCAACACUCCCAGCUAAUUUUUGUAUUUUUAGUAAAGACGGGGUUUCACUGUGUUGGCCAGGCUGGUCUAGAACUCCUGACCUCGGGAGAUCCACCUGCCUCUGCCUCCCAAAGUUCUGGGAUUACAGGCGUGAGUCACCGUGCCCAGCAAUUUUUAAACUUUUUGUCCAGGUGAGAUCUCACUUUGUUACCCAGAAUUGUCUUGAGCUUAUGGGUUUAAGCAAUCCUCCCACAUUGGCCUCCCAAAGUGCUGGGAUUGCAGGCACCAGCCACCAGACUCAGCCGAAACAGAAAAAAAAAAAAAUUAAUGUGUAAAAGAGUUUUUGUUUUUUGGUUUUUAAAAAAAUCAAACUGCCAUAAAACUGCUUUACCCAAAAUUUUGGUCCGCAGCCUUAAUCAGAUUACUUAUCAGGGGAAAUAAAUCUUAGCCAUGUGAACAGGUUCGGUUUUAUCAGAAAUAUAAUUUGGAUCCAACUGUCUUUUAUAAACUGGUGAGCUUGUGGGGCACGGUGGCUCAUGUCUGUAAUCCCAGCACUUUGGGAGGCCAAGACGGGUAGAUCACCUGAGGCCAGGAGUUCAAGGCCAGCCUGGCCAACAUGGCAAAACCCUGUCUCUACUAAAAAACACAAAAAUUAGCUGGGCGUGGUGGCCCACAUCUGUAAUCCCAGCUACUGGGGAGGCUGAGUCAGGAGAAUCACUUGAUCCUGGGAGACAGUGGUUGUAGUGAGCUGAGAUUGCACCACUGCACUCUGACCUGGGCGACAGAGCAAGACUGUCUCAAAAAAAUAAAAAUAGGCUGGGCACCAUGGUUCACCCCUGUAAUCCAAGUACUUUGGGAGGCUGAGGCAGGUGGAUCAUGAGGUCAGGAGAUUGAGACCAUCCUGGCCAACACGGUGAGACUAAAAACACAAAAAUUAGUUGGGCGUGGUGGUGCACACCUGUAGUCUCAGCUACUCGGGAGGCUGAAGCAGGAGAAUCACUUGAACACAGGAGGCGGAGGUUGCAGUGAGCCGAGAUCGCACCAUUGCACUCCAUCCAGGGUGACAGAGUGAGACUCCGUCUUAAAAAAAAUAAUAAUAAAUAAUAAAUAAAUAAAAUAACAAUAAAAUAAAAUAAACUGAUGAGCUUGUGUUACUAUCUCAUGACUUACAUUCUAUAGUGAAAGUCACAAGACCUUUAUGUGUGUGUAAAUGUGUUUUUGGGUUUUUUUUUUUUUUUUUGCCUUUUGUGUGUUUUUAUUUUAUUUUUAUUUUUUAAGUAGAGAUCAGGGGUCUCACUAUGUUUUGCUUUUUUGUUUUUGUUUUUGUUCUGUUUUGUUUUGUUUUGUUCUGAGACAGUCUCACUCUUUCGCCCAGGCUGGAGUAUAGUGGUGUAAUCUUGGCUCACUGCAACCUCUGCCUCCCAGGUUUAAGGGAUACUCCUGCCUCAGCGUCCCAAGUAGCUGGGAUUACAGAUGCCUGCCACCACGCCCGGCUAGUUUUUGUAUUUUUAGUAGAGAUGGGUUUCAUCAUGUUGGCCGUAUUGGCCAGGCUGGUCUCAAACUCCAGACCUCAUCUGCCCACCGCAGCCUCCAAAGGACUGGGAUUACAGGCACGAGCUACUGCUCCAGGCCAGGGUUUCACUACAUUUACCCAGGCUGGUCUCAAACUCCUGGGCUCAAGCAGUCCUCCCGCCUUGACCUCCCAAAGUGCUAGGAUUACAGACAUGAGCCAGUAUGCCAGGCCUGUAUGUGUGUUUAAAUGUGUUUAUGCAUAUGUACAUGUAUUUGCAAAAAAUCUGGCAUGGUGGCCAGAAAUCCCUUAAGAAAUUCUAUUUACAUAUUUGAGUGCUCAUAUAGUUGUAAAUAUAGCCGGGUGCAGUGGCUCACACCUAUAAUCCCAGAAUUUUGUGAGGCCAAGGUGGGAGGAUUACUAGAAAUUAGGAGUUCAAGACUAGCCUGGGCAACAUAGCAAGACCCCAUCUCUACAAGAAAUUUAAAAAUUAGCUGGGCAUAGUGGCCUGUGCCUGUAGUCCCACUGACUCAAGAGGCUGAGGUAAGAUGAUCACUUGAGCCCAGGAGUUUGAAGGUACAGUGAGCUAUGAUUGUGCCACAGCACUCUACUCUGGAUGACAGAGUAGGAUGCCCUCUGUCUGUUAAAAAAGAAAAUAUAUAUAAAUAAUAAAUUACUCUGUGUGUGUGUGUGUGUGUGUGUGUGUGUAUAAAGAGAAAGAGAGAAAGUAAUUAAUCCAAAUGUCUUUUACUUCCUCUGACUUCAGUAAAUCUUUAAUCUUUAAUAAAUAAGCUGGUUUUAAAAGUAUUGGUAGAAUAGGCUGGGCACUGUGGCUCACACCUGUAAUCCCAUCACUUUGGAAGGCUGAGGAGGGUGGAUCACCUGAGGUCAGGAGUUUAAGAUCAGCCUGGCCAACAUGACAAAACCCUGUCUCUGCUAAAAAUACAAAGAAAUUAGCCUAGUGUGGAGGCAAGUGCCUGUAAUCUCAGCUACUUGGGAGGGUGAGGCAGGAGAAUUGUUUGAACCUGGGAUGCAGAGGUUGCAGUGAGCUAAAAUCGUGGCACUGCACUCCGGACUGGACAACAGAGCAAAAUUCUGUCUCAAAAAAAAAAAAAAAAAAGAAGAAGUAUUGGUAAAAUAAAAGUAGAAAUGUCUUCAGAAUUGGCAGCAUACAUUUUUGCUUAGGUUUACUGGUCAGACAGUUUUAUAUUUAUCUCUAGUAUAUGUUUUAAGGUAGCAGGGUCUGACACAAAGGUUAUAAGACUAUAAAUCCAGUUUCAAACAAAAUGAUCUGUGUUUGUGUAAUUUUUUCUUGUCAGAGACAGGGUCUUUUUCUGUUGUCCAGGUAGCAUGAUCUAGCUCACUGUAACCUUGAACGUCUGGCCUCAAGUGAUCCUCCUGCCUCAGCCUCUGGAGUAGCUAGAACGAUAGGCAAAUGGAACCACACCCAGCUAACUUUUGUAUUUUUAGUAGAGACGGGGUUUCACCACAUUGGCCAGGCUGGUCUCUAACUCCUGACUUCGUGAUCUGCCUGCCUCAGCCUCCCAAAGUGAUGGGAUUACAGGCAUGUGCCACCACGUCCUGCCCCCACCCUCCUUUUUUUUUUUUUUUUUUUUUUUGAGACGGAGUUUCGCUCUUUUUGCCCAGGCUGGAGUGCAAUGGCUCGAUCUCAGCUCACCACAACCUCAGCCUCCUGGGUUUUCAAGUGAUUCUCCUGCCUCAGCCUCUGGAGUAGCUGGGAUUACAGGGAUGAGUCACCACGCCUGGCUAAUUUUUUCUGUUUUUAGUAGAGACAGGGUUUCUUUGUGUUGGUCAGGCUGGUCUUGAACUCCUGACCUCAGGUGAUCUGCCUGCCUCAGCAUCCCAAAGUGCUGGGAUUACAGGCAUGAGCCACCGUGCCUAGCUACUACUUUCCUUUGAAAUUAACAUGUAUCUGUAGGGAGAUACAAGACUAUGUAAAGAAUCUUUUUUUUUUUAGUUGGAGUCUUGUUCUGUCACCCAGGCUGAGCCACCACACUUGGCAAUAAUUUCUUAUAAAUAAACUUUUCAUGUAAUUUUUAAUCUUCAAGUAUGUUUUAUUAAAUUAUUAGAUAUUCAUUAGGUACGUGGAUUAUUUCCAAGUAAGAAGAAAUAACUGAAACAAAUUGCUGAACAUAAAUGUUUUUGCCUGGGCCUGUCUUCUUAAAGUUUAUAGAAUAACUAAGUAUAGCUGGUCUUUUUUUGUUGUUAAGUGACUGUCGCUUUGCAGAAGAAAAUAUGGACAGCUAUUAAGAGCUGUGUAGUAUGCUGGGAAUGUGCCAGCCCAGGGAUUUCUCUCUCUCUCUUUUUUUUUUUUUUUUUUUGAGACAGAGUCUCACUCUGUUGCCCAUGCUUAAGUGCAAUGGCACGAUCUCGGCUCACCACAACCUCUGCCUCCCAGGUUCAAGUGACUCUCCUGCGUCAGCCUCCCUAGUAGCUGGGACUACAGGCCCCUGCUACUAAACCCAGCUAAUUUUUGUAUUUUUAGUAGAGACAGGGUUUCACUGUGUUGGCCAGGCUGGUCUCAAACUCCUGACCUCAGGUGAUCCACCGGUCUUGGCCUCGCAAAGUGCUAGGAUUACUGGUAUGAGCCACCACGCCCGGCCAAGCCCAGGGAUUUCUGUCUAUUCUUCUGCCACCCGGCCACCGCAUGCUCACCCACACAUACAUUGGUCAUGCGACUUUGGGCACGUCACCUCCUUUCUUUAGGCCUUACUUUUGUCAUCUGUGGAUGAGUGAGUCAAACUAGAGAAUUGCAGAACGUCUCCCGGACUGCAGAGCCUGAUGACAUCUUGUCACACUGCUCCAGGCUCCUCCCACCCUCAGCCCCAGGAGAGAGGAACAGACAUGGGGAGCAGGUAGGAUGGCCGGGGUUUUUAUACCCAGGACUCCUCCCAGAGGCCUGCCGUUUUUGUUCCCCAAGCUCACCUCACUGAUAUUUCCAACCACAAUGGAGGCUAAAUGGUCUGAAGGGAGAGACUGAUGUUAAUUAAAAGUCUGAGGCAAGGGCCAGAGAGGUGACUCACACCUAUAAUCCCAGCACUUUGGGAGGCUGAGGUGGGAGGAUCUCUUGAGGCCAGGAGCUUGAGACCAGCCUGGGCAACACAGCAAGACCCCGUCUCUACCCAACAAAAAUUAAAUUUAAAAAAAAUGUGAAGGAGGCAGGCCAAGCAGGGGGUGUCUGAAGGGGCUGAAUGGCAGGAGCAGAUCUGGGAGGCACCGUGGAUAGGACAAGGCAGGACGGGGCAGGCAGCCUCCCAGGAGGAGCAGCAGGGUAGGCACCAUGGUUCUCUGAGAAUGUACAGGCCAGAGUCUCUGUGUCCUUUUUUUUUUUGAGAUGGUGUCUUGCUCUGUCGCCCAGGCUAGAGUGUGGUAGCCGGAUCUCAGCUCACUGUAACCUCCAUGUCCCGGGUUCAAGUGAUUCUCCUGCCUCAGCUUUCCGAGUAGCUGGGAUUAUGGGCGACCACCACCACACGCAGCUAAUUUUUGUAUUUUUUAGUAGAGAUGGAGUUUUGCCAUGUUGGCCAGACUGGUCUCGAACUCCUGACCUCAGGUGAUCCACCCGCCUUGCUCUCCCAAAACGCUGGGAUUACAGAGAUGAGCCACCACGCCUGGCUCCUGUGUCCUCUUUCUCAGCUUCUGUGUGAAUGUUCUGGGGCCUGGGCCUGGCUGUGGGGUGACACUAAGUUCAACAGAGCCACUGCCCAUUCCAGCCCCACCCUACCCCAGGAAAUGCCUCCUCACCACAGUGACCACAUCCCCUUGGGUUGCUUUGGAAACAAACACUCCCCGGGGGCAGGCAAGUUGGGGCACAGUUGCCCAGCAACAAGUGGUGCCCUCCCUUCCGCCUUCAUCGGAGGCCGGGCCUCUACGUCUGAAAGGCGACCGCCCUGCACCCUCCGAACCUGCGCCUUCUAGUCUGGCACCAGGAAGAGUGGUUCCAGGAGGGAGAGGAGCCCGGGGACUGAUCCAAGAUGCUGUUGACUCCAGAGCCACCCUCUGGGCACGUGGAGGGGACCCCCACGUGGGAGGCAGCCCCGUGGCCCUUGCUGCCCUGUGGGCCCUGCAUCCCUAUCAUGCUGGCCCUGGCCGCUCUGGCUGCGCUCUUCAUCCUCACCACCGCUGUGUUGGCUGAACGCCUGUUCCGCCGCACUCUCCACCCAGACCCCAGCCACCAUGCACCCACCCUGGUGUGGCGCCCAGGAGGAGAGCUGUGGAUUGAGCCCAUGGGCACCCCCCGAGAGCGCUCUGAGGACUGGUACGGCUCUGCAGUCCCCCUGCUGACGGACCGGGCCCCUGAGCCUCCCACCCAGAUGGGCGCCUUGGAGGCCCGAGCGACUGACCCACCUGCCCCCUCAGCCCUGCACUCUGCUCCCAGCUCCUUGGGCCCCCAGACCCCACCAGAGGUCCCAGCCCGGAGUACCUUCUGGGGGCCCCAGCCCUGGGAGAGGAGGCCCCCUACCACAGGACUGGUGAGCUGGGCUGAACCUGAGCAGAGGCCAGAGGCCAGUGCCCAGUCUGGGAGUCCCCAGGCCAGGAGACAGCGGCCAGGGAGCCCGGAUCCUGAGUGGGGCCUCCAGCCACGGGUCACCUUGGAGCAGAUCUCAGCUUUUUGGAAGCGUGAAGGCCGGACCAGUGUGGGGUUCUGAAUCCCCAGGGUCCCCCAGAGACCUCAAGGAAUGCACUGCCUCAGUGGGACCAGGGACCCCAGGAUCUAGCAUUAGGGUUGAGCCUGAGGCUACUGCAGGGAAGAUGUGCCUCCCAGGCCCCUUCCAUCUGGAUUCCCUGUCCCUGGGUCCAGGUGGUGGCCAGGCUGUGGGACCAGGGGAAGCCCAGCAGUGCCUCUGCUCAGCUGCCUGGGCUGUGGCUCAGAGACCUGGGGGUGGGGCCCACUCCAGGCCAGAAGCCUUCAAGAUCGAAUCCAGAUGAAGCAGCGAAGGUACCAGCUAGGCAGGAAAUGGCAUCCACCAGCCACCUCCACUUUCCCUCACUGUUUACCAAAGCCCCAAUACCAGAGCAAAAGGGUCCCGCGGUGCUGAACAGCCUUGGCGUGACGAUGACAGCUGUCAGUUGUGCUGGCAGGAGAUGGCAGGAAUCCAGCUUCCCAGAGCCACAGAUCCUGUUCUCCUUGGCCAGUGAGGUCCUCCAGGAAAAUACACAAAGAGAGGACCAGACCAGGCAGAGGAGCAUUUUAUUACAAAUGAACUGUGACUUUGACCCCCGAACUGUGAGGAGGAACUUGCUGAGCCAAGCUGGAGCAGCGCUGUCAUGCUGGAGUGGGGACCUGGAGUCAGAAAACCCAAAGGCUCCUCUGCCCAUCCUCCUCCAUCUGCACACACCUCAGCUUUGGACUCUCGCCACUCCAUGACGAGCAAGACCCCAGUCAGGGAGAACUGAGUUUCAUCCAAUGUGGAGAGGAACGUUGUCCCAGAGCAGGGCAGCUCCAAACUGUGCCUUCUAGUCAUCGUCCCUCCCAGCUUGCUGGAGUAUCCGGAGAAACAGAUUUGCAGCAGCUAGGCUUACUUCUAAUGUCCACCCCAUAGAAAUGGGGCCCCGAGUACCCUGCUCUCCCCUUUAGGAGAAACGGGCAGGUGAGUAGCAGAUGGAAUUUCCAUUUUCCUGGGAGUCCAAGUUCCCAAACAUCAUCCUUUUUCUUUUCUUUUCUUUUUAAGACAGAGUCUCAUUCUGUCACCCAGGCUGUAGUGUAGUGACACAAUCUCAGCUCACUGCAGCCUCAAACUCCUAGGCUCAAGCGAUCCUCCCAUUUCAACCUCUAGAGUAGCUAGGACUACAGACGCAUACCACCACGCCCAGCUAAUUUUUGUAUUUUUUUGUAGAGACAGGGUCUCACUAUACUGCCCAGGCAGGUUUCCAACUCCUGGGCUCAAGUGAUCCAGCAGCCUUAGCCUUCCAAAAUGCUAGGACUACAGGCAUGAGCACUGCACCCGGCCAUUUUUUUUUUUCUUUGAAACAGGGUCUCACUGUAUUGUCCAGGCUGGAGUGCAGUGGCACAAUCAGCUCACAGCAGCCUUGAACUCCUGGGUGUAAGCGAUCUUCCUAGCUCGAUCUCCCCAAUAACUGUAAUUACAAGUGUGUGCCACCAUACCUGGCUAUUUUUUUUUUUUUUUUUAGAGACGGUGUCUUGCUAUGUUGCCCAGGCUGGCCUUGAACUCCUGGGCUCAAGAGAGCCACUCAUCCCCACCUCCCAAAGUGUCAGGAUUACAGGCAUGAGCCACCAUGCUUGGCCAAACUUCACCCUUGAAUAUUAGUAAUUUUGCCACAUUGGUUUACCACCUGUACUAUUAUUUGCUUUAUGUUUUUCUUUAAAACGUCUCAUUAUUCACUUGAUAAAAUUAUUGUAAUAGGAAUCUUUUUGGGUAUCACUUCUGUAAAUGGAAAACCUCUCAUUUGCCAUCAGUAGAAGGUAAAACAUGAAAAUAAAUGCAAUGUAAACAAAA
This is a messenger RNA of Callithrix jacchus (white-tufted-ear marmoset), 19309 nucleotides long. It is a transcript of the gene C12H16orf54, whose product is annotated as chromosome 12 C16orf54 homolog. NCBI's taxonomy places the organism in Eukaryota, Metazoa, Chordata, Mammalia, Primates, Cebidae. The record is from RefSeq and is a predicted model, not a curated record.